Molecule: messenger RNA, 529 nt
Organism: Carassius carassius (crucian carp)
Lineage: Eukaryota; Metazoa; Chordata; Actinopteri; Cypriniformes; Cyprinidae
Gene: dnah5l
Product: dynein, axonemal, heavy chain 5 like
Exons: 4
Coding region: 158-445 (95 amino acids)
Source: RefSeq, a predicted model, not a curated record
UUACUACAACAGAGAACAUCCAUGACAAUAUCAGCUUGUGGGUGACCACAGAGGUCUUCAAUUAAAUUUACCAACGAGCCUCCACAAGGGAUGAAGGCCGGACUGAAGCAGACAUACAUACAAUAGUGUGACCCAGGAACAGCUGGAGAUCUCCAACAUGCCUCACUGGAGACAUCUUUUCUAUGCUGUGGCCUUCCUCCACACCACAGUCCAGGUAUUUGGCAUCCAUUCCAAUGCUGAGAUCAUCUUCCAGAGAAACAUGGCUAAUGAAACCAUGAGCACCAUUCUCAACAUCCAACCCAAUGACAGCAGUUGCAGGGAGGGCGAGAUCAGGGAGUUGUCUGUCCAUAGAACGGCCAAUGAGAUGUUAGAAAAACUUACUGCUGACUAUGUGCCACAUGAGGUGAUGAGUCACACACAAAAAUGGGAGUGUUCCAGCCCAUGACUAUAUUUCUUCGUCAAGAGCUUGAUAGAAUGCAGCGCGUCAUUGGUUGUGUCCGCAGUACCCUCAUUGACCUUAAACUUGCCA